Harmonia axyridis is the source of this 6474-nucleotide messenger RNA. It is a transcript of the gene heph, whose product is annotated as polypyrimidine tract-binding protein 1. Gene Ontology annotation, molecular function: mRNA binding. Bases 1514 to 3331 code for a protein of 605 amino acids. The transcript is spliced from 11 exons. Lineage: Eukaryota; Metazoa; Arthropoda; Insecta; Coleoptera; Coccinellidae. Gene Ontology annotation, biological process: regulation of RNA splicing; mRNA processing. Gene Ontology annotation, cellular component: nucleus. The record is from RefSeq and is a predicted model, not a curated record.
GAUCCCGCCAGUCCGGGCUCGAAGGCCACAGCGUGCGGCGGUCCAUACUUUCAACUUCCUACGAACUCCAACUAUUCUCACACCGGUCCUUUUUACACUCAGUGCAUCCCAGCUCCGGCAGCAUCCCAUAACACUCACAUCCUCCGGGUACGAAGACGAAUGUGCGGCUUUAUCAGGUCCGAAGCGUGCCCGCCACUUCUUUGAAUCUUUUCAAUUCGCCAAUCUUCCUUUCCCUCAUCUGUGUUUUCUAAGUGUCGUCGAUCGGAUUACUCGCAACAGGUUGACAGGUAAUAAAAUCGAAGCUUUGACCGCACUCCUUUCGAAUUUAAAAGCACACCACCCGAUCGAAAUCGAAAAUAUCAAAAAAAAAUAUAAAAACCUUUUUAUAUAUAUAUCCGUGUUCCGGUUUAUAAUUGACGUGUUGUUCCUUUAAGUACAAAGUUGAAUUUAUAUUUUUACACCGUAAUCGUAAGUCAUAUUUUGAUUUUGGCGUUUUGAAAGGCAUAGACGGCGAGUCGUGUCCAAGAAUUUAUCGACAAUCAUUGAUAGAUAAUCGUAAGAUUUUAGGGUAAUCGUGUGAUAUAGAUUGCUGGAUAAUCGUUAGGUUUAGAUUCCUUUGUAUAUUGGUAGAUUUUUGGGUCGUUUUCGUCGACCCUCAGCGCGCUAUUUCAGUUCCUCCUGAAUUGUAGUGAACGCGCUUUUUUUACACCGUCCUUAAUAUCAAUAUUUUAUGCAUGCGUAGCUUUCUGCCCCCUCAAUCAGGCCCUGUGCAAUAUUUUUCGAUCAAAGCUGCUCGUGACACUUUGUUGAUGUUGACCGUUUGAAUCGGACAUUUCUUAACAUUUAAGUGUAUAUACAUAAUUUAAUUGAUAAGACUUCCGAAAAAAACCAUCAAGUUCAAUCGUUUCCUACGUGUAUCAAUUAACUGUAUCCCAAACAUAUCUUCAAUAAGAGAAUAAAGACGAGAGGUUGUUUGCAUAAUCGAGGUUGUAGAAACGUAAGAGGCGAAUCCCCAGGUGUAAAAAAAAUAUCUCUGAUAAUCUGACAUAUCCGUAGACUAAUUGACUAAAUAUAGUUUAUAUUUUAUCUAACUUUAAGGUGGCAAAUAAGAGAUUGCUCAGUUAUAAAUAAUCCAAAUAUUUACGAGAGAUCAAUAUUGAUAUUAAGUAAGGUUAAGUAAGAGUUAACAAAGCUGUUCAAACGGAGACAAUCGUGCAAUAAAGCAAAUGAUACCAAAAAUCUACUGAUAGAAACGCGACGACUAUCAAGAAGAGUGAGCGUGAACGUAGUCAGUUUAACGCGAGUGCAACAUUGAACGCAACGAGUUGCGUUCAUUCGGUCGCGGCGUUCGAACGCAUCAACAAUCACGACGUACUUUCUGAACACCCCCCCUGGCCAAAUCCCCUACGUAGUGCCCCUGUGUCCCGUCGUGCCCUGCCCUGAGAUAUCUGUCCCGCAAGCAGCCUACCCCCCGUCCCAAGCGCCUUGUCCUUGCGGCCAAUGCGCCCCUCAUAUGUACACUAACCAUCACGUGGCAGCACCGAGUACUUUGAUCGUGAACAGAUUCACCGAAAUCAACUACUUUGACAACCCGCCACUGGCAGCCCCCGUGCCUGAUAAAUACAACUACGAUAUGAGAGGAAGUGACGAACUUCUGUCACAAACAACUGUGUCAGUUAUGGCUCCAUCUGCGCCACAUGCUGAUAACAACAACCAAGAGAAUGCUAAAAAGGCCAAGCUCGAACAAAAUGUAGGCAAACCGUCACGGGUCAUUCACAUAAGGAACAUACCCAACGAUGUGACGGAAGCUGAAAUCAUCCAUCUGGGCAUACCCUUCGGAAGGGUCACCAACGUUUUGGUACUCAAAGGCAAGAACCAGGCAUUCUUGGAGAUGGGAGAUGAGCUGUCAGCCACAUCGAUGGUCAACUACUUCUCAAGCUGCAUGGCACAGUUGAGAGGCAGGGCGGUCUAUGUUCAGUACUCCAACCACAAAGAAUUGAAGACGGACCAGACUCAUUCCAAUGCGAAUGCGUCAGCCCAGGCAGCUCUUCAAGCAGCUCAAGCCCUAACUGGCACCCAAAACUCGGUAAACACAACUCCUACUCCCGUAACUAAUGGCCAGGAUAUACAGGGAGGACCUAAUACAGUAUUGAGAGUCAUAAUCGAGCAUAUGAUCUAUCCUAUUAGUUUGGAUAUUUUACAUUUGAUAUUCCAGAGGUUCGGAAAAGUACUCAAAAUCGUGACAUUCACGAAAAACAAUUCAUUCCAAGCACUCAUACAAUAUCCAGAUACACAAUCAGCUCAGGCAGCUAAACAGGCACUUGAUGGACAAAAUAUCUAUAACAGUUGCUGUACUCUUCGUAUUGACUACUCAAAAAUGUCUUCAUUGAACGUGAAGUACAACAACGACAAGUCCAGGGAUUACACAAAUCCUAACCUUCCAACGGGAGAUACAAAUGAUCAACUAGCAUUAACGGGAGGUCUACCUGCUGGUUUAGGGACAGACAUUUUACUCCUAGCCACUCAACCCAAACUGGCCAGGGAAAGACUGACAGGUGAGUACUCCAUUUUGGCUGGUACUCCUGGAGUACUGAGUAAUCCGUUCAUGCACACCUUGGCAUCCCCAUUGGCAGCACCUUAUGGCGGGGGAGUAGCUGGUGCAUUGCCUGGCUUGGGUGGAUUUGCAUUAGGACAGAUGGCACCUGGUUUAAGAGGUCUUACUACUCCUGGACUUGCAUUAGCAACAGUUCUGCUAGUCAGUAACCUGAACGAGGAGAUGGUCACGCCUGACGCUCUCUUUACACUAUUUGGUGUCUACGGCGAUGUACAAAGGGUGAAGAUUCUUUAUAAUAAGAAAGAUUCAGCACUAGUUCAAUUAGCAGAACCACAUCAAGCACAUUUAGCCAUAACGCACAUGGACAAGCUCAAAGUAUUUGGCAAAAAUAUUCGAGUAAUGUUGAGUAAACAUCAAUCGGUACAGAUGCCUAAAGAAGGUCAACCUGAUGCAGGUCUAACAAAAGAUUAUACUCAAAGUCCGUUGCAUAGAUUCAAGAAACCUGGAUCCAAGAAUUACCAGAAUAUAUAUCCUCCAUCUGCGACAUUACAUCUCAGUAAUAUUCCUGCAACAAUCAAUGAAGAGGACAUCAAGGAGGCUUUCACGAAGAAUGGUUUCACAGUAAAGGCCUUCAAAUUUUUCCCCAAAGACAAGAAAAUGGCAUUGAUCCAACUGCCAAGUAUGGAAGAAGCAGUGAUAGCAUUGAUAAAAAUGCACAACUACCAAUUGUCAGAGUCGAAUCAUUUGAGGGUAUCGUUUUCUAAAUCGAGCAUAUAAUGCCGUUUAUGAGCUAUACAGUAUUCAUUCCAUGCCCAGAUUCCUGUUGAAGGGAAAGAGGCGUAUUUGUGGUAGCUAAAUAUGUCAUACGCGCUUAUUUAUUUUUAAUAAUUAUUGUUAGUAUAUGUUCCGGCUGUCUGACAGAUUGCUUUUCAGUAUCAAAUUCAAUGAUCAGUUUGUAUUCGUAUUUUUUGUAUGUUAUAAUAUAUUUCAAUUAUUUUUGAAUUUUUUGUCUUAAGACUAGAUUAAUAAAUAUUGUUUGUGAAAAUGCAUCUUAAAGAUGUUUUCCUUUUAAAUAGUACUGCUUCUUUUUUAAACAAUUUAUUGAUAUUCUCAUUACAAUUCGUUCAGUAUUUUUUUAUUGAAUGGCUUUAAUAUUUAAGGAACGUUGAAAAUUAAAUAUUACGGAUCAACUCGCCACAAUGUUAUUUUUUGUAAGUUUAUAGGAAGUGUUAUAACUACAUGUUAUAUUAAAGGCACGUAUGUAAAGGUCGCUCAUAGCUUGCACAGGGGGAAGUGGUCUAGUAAACUGUUUCUUCUCUCUCGUUUUUCUACUCAUUAUAUUCAAUUAUUUCGAUGAAUUUGAAUUAACCACAGGCUGUUAUAUAUACCUUAAGUAAUCUCAGUUCCCCCUGUAGCGUGGACGUACCUGUUAUAUAGUAUUAUAUGGUUAGUAUUGUUAGAAAUGACGGAAGAAGAAAUUAAUACUAAGUUAGUGUAUUUGAUAGACCUAUAGCCAGUGAUUAGUCUAGGAUAACGACAGGGUGUAGCUGUACCCUAGAAAUAUGGACGAUUUCCCUUAUCUCAUAUUGUCUGGGAGUGACUCGUAUUCUCUUUUCUUUUCAGGCAGAGUUAAACGGUUUUCGACUUUACCUGAAUGCUCUUUCCUGUAUAUUAAUUUCGAAGUCGCAUAACUGUUAUAAAAUAACAUUAACAGGUUAAGCCUUCUUUCCUUUUCUUCCUCACUCAAAUUCUGUUCUGUUGGUCUGCCACUUUCAAGUUUUUGAAAAAUAAAAAACAAAAUGACUUGACUCAAUCUUAUUGAGCAGCAUAACAAUUUUUUCAUAUGAGGUUGAAAUUUAUUUCCUAUUGAAAAUAAAAACGUUAAACUUUAACCUCAUCUUAAAAAAAGGUGAAUGUGAAUUCACACUUAUCAUUGGUAGCCUACUUCUUUCAAAUCUUGAAUUGUAAAAUACGGCCUGUAAUAUGAAUCGAAUUUAUAUUGUUGAUGUGAAGAAAGAAGAAUAUAAACAUAUAUUUUUGAAAUUUUAAUUGAUAUUGAUACUAGAAAAAGUUACUAAAUAUGUUAUGCGACUUCGUCUACAUUAUACAAUAAUAUGUAAUUAAUAUAUAUUUCUCUAUCUAUAUACUACUAUACUCUGACAAUCAUAAAAUCAUACUAUUGCAAAUUGCUGAAAGAGGAAGCGUGAUCUGACUUUCGGAAUCUCUAAUUAGAAUAUUGAACAAUACUUGCAGCACAAGGAUUGAAGGCAUUUUGCUAAAUCUCGAAGUCAAUAUCUAUGAUAAAAUCAUGUAAUUGUAAAUGUGUUUCGGAGAUCUAUUUUUUUAAAAAUUAUUUGUCAUUUCAUUAUGCGCACAAGGUGUCUUUCAUAUUUAUAUCCCAGUCUUACUUCUUCAUUUCAUUUCUGUUUUCUUAUUCAAUGCAGCUCUUAUUCGUCAGGAACAAAUUAGAUGGUAAUAAUACUUUUCCAUAAAUUAAUGUUAUUGGUUUUUUUAACUAUUGAUGACUUACAUCUAUGUUUGUUCCUCAUUGAAUUUGCCAACUAUCUUUUAUAAUUUACUUCUACUGCUAUGUUAGUUAUUAGUUAGUUUAGUUCUUUUAUUUUCAGCUCCCCUUCUGCCAAUUCCUUCCAUUUUGAUUAAAUUUUUUCAUUCUAAUUUUGAGUUUUUUUUUAUUCUUCAAGUAUUUUCAGGGUGAUAAUAUUGAGAGUCAUCACAAAUAAUGAUUCUUUGGAGAAUUCAUGUGUAAAUAUUUGGUAAUAAAUUGACAAGGAUUUGAAAUUUGUAGUAGUGGGACAGGCUCAAUUAUGUAAAUAUUCAAUAUUAUCUGCAUUUACUCCAUUUACUUUAUAAUAUGUAUUUGAUUGACAAAAGAUUAAUUGUCACACACACAAUUUAGAAUCGGGAUUUCACAUUUUAGUUAUAGUAUGAAGUGAAAUGUAGAGUAUACUUAUUCAUUCAAUUGAAAAAAGGAUACUUGCUUAGAAAUUAAGACAAUCGCUACCAAUCUCACUACUAGAUUCAAACACUUGUUCAACUUUCAAGAAAUUUUCAUAUAUCAUAACAAUUAUUUUCAACAAAUUCUGCAUAUCGUCUCAAGUACUUGAAGAAUCAUUAUUGUGAGAUUUUUCAAUUGUGUGAUCGAUUUCUAAGCGUGAACUGGCACACGCAAAAUGAGCAAAAAAGCGCUAUGGCACAGUUGCCGGACCGUGGGAUCAACUUGAAACAAAUCAUGAAAACAAUAUCUAUAAAAAUUGCAUAAAAAGGCGUAUAUCUCUUGCAUAGCUACGUGUAUUUCUAGUCUCUUACUAUCUAUCUGCAUAUUACUUAUCCACUAUUCAAUUAGAUAAACUGAUUAGACUAAUGUAGAAUAAUAUAUCGACUAGCUUAAACUAUGGGCACAAUUUGAAUUAUUAAAAUAAACAAAUGUUAACUCUUUUUGCACGUCGCAAUCCUCAUAUAGAUGAUUUACAGAUUGAAAACGCGUUCUUGUGGUGGCCGUUUCAUAUCACAAAAUGAAAUAGACACUUUGAGAUAUGUAUUGUUCGAAAUAUUGAUUGUACAAAAUAAUUUGUUAUUUCUAAAAAUGUUUGUCCUUGAAUAAGUUAUAUUCUUUAUUUUAUUCUGUGAUAUAAUAGAAAAAAGAUCUAGUUGUUCUGUUUGGAAAUUUCCAUAUCAACUUCAGGUGCCAACUGUAAGUAUUAGAAUAAAAAACGGAAGAGUGAACGGCCAGUUCAUUUGAUAAAGUUGUGUUAGAAGAAUUCAAAUUUAACUUAAGUUGAAUUGAUGACAUCUAUAUCAUGUACUCAAAUACAUAUUAUAUCUAUAUCAAACUCAAUAUAUUAUUAUGAGAUUUUAGAUUUAUUCUUUGUGAUUUUACAAUAAAAUAUGAAGAGAGCCAC